Molecule: messenger RNA, 912 nt
Organism: Bipolaris victoriae FI3
Lineage: Eukaryota; Fungi; Ascomycota; Dothideomycetes; Pleosporales; Pleosporaceae
Exons: 2
Coding region: 1-912 (303 amino acids)
Source: RefSeq, a predicted model, not a curated record
AUGUCCACUCGCGGGCAAUUCAACACCAAGAACCCCACUAUCAAGCGCAUACUGAAAGAAGCUUCGGAGCUUUCUCUAUCGCCCUCUCCAGAUUACCAUGCCGAGCCGCUGGAAACCAACCUCUUCGAGUGGCACUUUACAAUCUGCGGCCCGCCGGAACCGUCACCCUACGCAGGCGGCAUAUACCACGGUCGCAUCAUUCUCCCCUCUUCGUACCCGCUGCGACCGCCAUCAUUCCGCUUCCUGACCCCCACUGGCCGCUUCGAAGUCAACCGCGAGAUCUGCCUCAGCAUAUCGGGCCAUCACGAAGAGACAUGGCAGCCCGCCUGGGGUGUCCGCACAGCUCUCGUCGCGUUGAGAAGCUUCAUGGACACGGAUGCGAAGGGCCAGCUCGGCGGCAUCGAGUGCAGCAAGGAAGCCCGCCAGCGCAUGGCAAAAGAGAGUGGGGCGUGGAAGUGCGCGGGGUGCGCAAAGAGCAAUGCCGAGAUUAUCGAAGAGAGGGCUGCGCUUGUCAAGGAGAUUGAGGAAAAAGAAGGGAAGAGAAAGGAAGAAGAAGUGCCUGAGGAGUUGAGACUAGCGUAUCGAGAUGAGCUGGGCAAAGGUGGGGAUGGCGAUAGUAAGGUGGAUAAGGGCAAAGGGCGCGCAAUCGAGAGUGCGACUGAUACGGCGUCGGCUAGCAAAGAAACAGCGACCGCAUCGUCAGGAGUUGGUGCAACUCCGGUAACGGCUCCAAGUACGAGUCCUGUUCAAGCUGCACGUAGCGUGCCUGUGAUAAGACCUACGAGAACCACACCUGCACAAUCGCCACUCCAGCAGGUUACGCAAACGAGUCCUGACCUUGCUUGGAUUGACACAUGCAUUUAUGGCUUGGUGGCUGCCUUGCUGUUCAUGGUGGUCAGGAAGUUUAUCUAA